AUAAAAAAAAAAAAAAAAAAUCAACCUAACCUAGGAUCUACCUAUAUAAAAUCGUAGAUAUAUAAUUUAUAGAUAGAUAAUUAGUAUGUAAUAAAACAAGUGUUUUUUAAAUUACAAGAUACAAGAUUAUUAAUGAAUUGUACGCUAUGGAGUUGUUGAGGUCUACUAUUUUAAAUACCUUUUGGAAACCCACAGUAAACAUAGUGAGAACUCGUUACCAUGCUGACAAAACAAGACUUGUGAGAAGAUAUGGCUACGAGGAAAAACUUUGGAGUGGUGGAUUGUUACCUAGAUCCGAAGGAAGAAGAAUGCCUAUGCCGGAGUAUAGGCCUGCUAAUGCGUGGUCAGAGCGAAAGGCACUAUUUGGCCAGAAUGAUUACAUUGACAUCUUAGGUAAAGGUGAUUUGCAUCCAGUUAAGACAUUGUACAAUGUGCCUUCCUGGAUCAGAGGCGUUAGUGGACAUGAAUAUCAUAUUUUGCUACGAAAAAAGAAAAUGUGGGCUAAGACACCCACACCCUAUGCCCGUCCAACAAAAUGGAAGGAGAUUGAAAAGAGAUUAUCAUUUCUAUACAGAAAACUGAAUAGGAAAACUAAGACAGGUCACUCUCCUGAUUAAACUAUUUAUUUAUGUUAUUUCUAGGUAGAAUUUAAUCAAUGAAUUAGAUGAGUAAUAAAAAAGUGAACAUUCA
Messenger RNA from Manduca sexta (tobacco hornworm), 690 nucleotides. RefSeq names its product 39S ribosomal protein L51, mitochondrial (gene mRpL51). The record is from RefSeq and is a predicted model, not a curated record. Gene Ontology annotation, biological process: translation. Gene Ontology annotation, cellular component: mitochondrial large ribosomal subunit. NCBI's taxonomy places the organism in Eukaryota, Metazoa, Arthropoda, Insecta, Lepidoptera, Sphingidae. The transcript is spliced from 4 exons. Gene Ontology annotation, molecular function: structural constituent of ribosome. The coding region runs from base 147 to 617 and encodes 156 amino acids.